GGCGCAUAAGGCGUCAUCGCUGAGGCGUGGGCGGAAGAAGGGCAAUUUCUCUGCAGCGUGAUAUCUGCACCACGACUGGGUCCCUACAGGCCGUCUCAGCUGGCAGGGAGCCCGGCCUUAAGCAAGUGUCACCGGCACCUACUUCUAAUACACAGCAUGGACUCUGCAGGAGACACGUACCGUCCCAGUGACCGACGCGACCGCUCUCCCCGUCGCCGUUCUCGCUCGCCGCGUCGUUCGCGCCGCUCCUACUCGCCUCGCAGCCGUUCUCGCAGCAGGGACGACUACCGCCGCACCGAACGUCGCUCGCGCUCGCCCAACAGCGGUGCCCAAGGCGCGGCAAGCUACCAGUCGUACGGUGCCGGCAGAGGAGGCUCGUCGCGGCCCACUGAAAACAAGGGCGAGAUGAUGCAGAACAUUAGGGAUUCUUCGCAGCAGGACCGCCGCGUCUACGUCGGCAAUCUUUCCUACGAUGUCAAGUGGCAUCACCUCAAGGACUUCAUGCGCCAAGCUGGAGAGGUCCUCUUCGCAGAUGUCUUGCUGCUGCCGAACGGAAUGUCAAAGGGCUGUGGCAUCGUGGAAUAUGCAACUCGGGAGCAGGCGCAGAACGCCGUUGCAACGCUCAGCAACCAGAACCUCAUGGGCCGACUCGUAUACGUUCGCGAAGAUCGAGAGGCCGAGCCUCGAUUCAGCGCCCCCGGUGGUCGCGGUGAUUUUGGCGGCGGAAUGGGUCGUGGCGGCUAUGGUAGCUACGGCGGUCACGCCGCGGCUGGGGGCGCCGGUGCAGGACGACAGGUCUACGUCGCCAACCUUCCCUACAACGUCGGCUGGCAGGACCUGAAGGACCUCUUCCGUCAGGCUGCCAACAACGGUCAAGUGCUACGCGCUGACGUGCACAUUGCACCUGACGGCCGCCCAAAGGGCUCGGGUAUUGUCGCGUUUGAAACGCCCGAGGACGCCCGAAACGCCAUCACCCAAUUCAACGGUUAUGAUUGGCAGGGCCGCAACCUUGAGGUUCGUGAGGAUCGCUUCGCCGGUGCUCCUGGUGGAUUCGGUGGACGCGGUGGCUACGGAGGCUUCGGCGCUCGUGGUGGGUUUGGUGGCCGCGGCGGAUUUGGUGGCCGUGGUGGCUAUGGAGGCUUUGGAGGUCGCGGCGGCUUCAAUGGCGGAUACGGCGGCGGUGCUGGUGGCCCUGCUUUUGACCCCAAUGCCGCCCCGCCUGCCCCGAACCCAUUUACAGACUAUGCAACUGCCGGUGGAGAGCCCAGCAACAUCAUCUACGUCCGCAACCUGCCUUGGUCGACUAGCAACGAGGAUCUCGUGGAGCUCUUCACCACGAUUGGAAAGGUCGAACGCGCCGAGAUCCAGUACGAGCCCAACGGUCGCUCUCGCGGAACCGGUGUGGUUGAGUUCGAGAAGGCUACAGAUGCAGAGACAUCUAUCGCUAAAUUCACUGGCUACCAGUACGGCGGCAGGCCUCUGGGCCUUGCCUAUGUCAAGUACACCAACGUGGGCAACGGCGAUGUCAUGGAAGGCACCGAGCACGCCAGUGGCCUGACGCAGGAUCAGAUCAUGUAAUUGCGACUUUUGUUGUCCGCCGUGUCCAUGUCGAUGCAUUUCCUAUUUGCUGUGUCUAAGCGCCUUCAGACGAGGUGAUUUCUUCUUUCCUGUCACAUUUACACCUCUCCAUAAGAAUGGGAUUUGGAGAGAUUAUCCUGAGAAUCAGUUUUUGGUAACGGGAAGCACUGUAGGGGAACAAAAAUUUCCUUGUCUACACGAGAAAAAAAAAGCUAGCUGUCGAGAUGUAGCUACCAGGUCGAAUGAGAUUUCAUGGGCUCAUGCACAAG
Exserohilum turcica Et28A is the source of this 1847-nucleotide messenger RNA. RefSeq lists its product as uncharacterized. Gene Ontology annotation, molecular function: mRNA binding. The coding region runs from base 157 to 1578 and encodes 473 amino acids. Gene Ontology annotation, cellular component: cytoplasm; nucleus. NCBI's taxonomy places the organism in Eukaryota, Fungi, Ascomycota, Dothideomycetes, Pleosporales, Pleosporaceae. The record is from RefSeq and is a predicted model, not a curated record. The transcript has 7 exons.